Miscanthus lutarioriparius is the source of this 1962-nucleotide messenger RNA. NCBI's taxonomy places the organism in Eukaryota, Viridiplantae, Streptophyta, Magnoliopsida, Poales, Poaceae. The record is from the annotation of a GenBank genome assembly.
AUGAGAAGACUUGAUGAGAAACAUUCAAAGCAGUUAUUCCUGAAGGAAGCUUGUCCGGUGGAAUAUUCAGAGUACAUGGGGCCUGAUUUGGCAGCAAUUUUGAAGAAAUGCGAUGGUCAACCACUCGCUCUGACUACCGUUGGCCAAUUCAUGGGAAAAAAGAGUUGGCCAACAGGACAUGACUGUGAAGAUGUGUGCAACCAGGUACGGUUUUACCAUCUACAGAGUGGUGACGAUACUUUGGACAGAAUGCAUCAGGUGUUGAUCCAUGACUACACCAGUCUUCCUAGCCAUGCUCUCAAAGCUUGCUUUCUGUAUUUUGCUAUGUUUCCAAGUGAUUAUCCAGUAAGGGCGAAAAGGCUAAAGAGGCAAUGGUUAGCUGAGGGAUUUGUGCGGCCAACAAAUUUAUGCACUGACCUUGCAGCUGAAAAUUUCGAGAAGCUCUUGGACCAGAACAUCAUCGAACCCAUUGAUGUGAGCAACAACACAAUUGUGAAAACAUGCAAAACUUAUGGCAUGAUGCAUGAGUACAUUACGCUCAAGUCUCUCUAUGAAAACUUCAUCACUUUGUUCGAUGGAGGAGAGCUCCAACCUAAAAAUGCCCGUCUUGUUUCUCUCCGUCACAACACUAUUACAGAUGGUGCCACUUUGAACAUCGAUCUCUCGCUUGUCAGAUCUCUUAUAGUAUUUGGGGAGGCAGGUAAAACUAUGUUGAAUUUCAACAAGUACCAACUGCUAAGGGUCUUGGACCAUGAAGACUGUACAGACUUGCAAAAUGAUAAUCUCACAGAAAUAUGCAACCUAUUGCUUCUUAAAUAUCUGAGCCUAGGAGGAAAUGUUACCAUCCUUCCCAAAGAGAUAAAACAAUUGAAACUUUUGGAGACACUCAACCUAAGGAGAACGAAUGUAAAGAUACUUCCAACUGAAGUUAUUCAGCUGCCCCAUAUAAUUCAUCUCUUUGGAAAAUUCAAACUUCCAGAUAAAGCCAUAAAUGAUGAACUGCAGAAAUUUCUUACUUCAGCAAAAUGUAAAGUGCAGACACUAGCAGAAUUUCUUGUAGAUGAAAGUGACGGAUUUGCAGAACUUAUGGGUCAUAUGAAAAAAUUGCAGAAGGUAAAGAUCUGGUGUGAGUCAUCUGCAACUAGUAGUAAAUUGACCACUCUUCAGAAGGCCAUACAGGAGUUCAUUCAUGACGACAAGGAUGCAAGCAAUGAUCCUCGUUCUUUGUCACUCUAUUUGGACGGAUACUCUCAAGACUUUCUGAAAGAAUUGAAAGCUCCCUGCUAUCUCAGGUCGCUGAAAUUACAGGGCAGGUUACUGGAACUCCCUGGGUUUGUCACAGCACUGCGCCGACUCAGGGAGUUAUGCCUUCAGUCAACUAAACUUACAGCUGAUCUUCUCUUAGCUUUGACAAAUUUGAAGCACCUGCAGUACCUGAAGCUGAUUGCUGAUGAACUUGAAGAAAUCACCAUUAAGAACAAGGCAUUGCCAAGGCUGCUCUGCCUAUGUUUUGUGCUGCAGCGUCCAACAUUCUCAAAGAUUGAAGAAGGCGCCUUGCCAUUUCUUGAAUCUCUUCAGCUGCUCUGUAAAGAUAUGGAUGGCCUCUCUGGAAUCCAGAUUAAAGGUUUCACACGACUGAGGGAAGUAACUCUUGAUAUUAGAGCCACCAAUGGUACUAAAGUGAACUGGGUGAGGGUGACUAAGGAACAUCCGAACAAACCAAAAGUUCUUCUGCUCAAAAGGGCUGUACCAACUGAAGUUUGUCUUCGAGGAGCUUCUGCUUCAUUUGGGACAACUGAGAAUGGAAUUGUAAAUUGCUCUGUUCUGUCAGAGGGACAAGUACAGGAAACUGACACCCAAAUGCCACAUGACGAACAAAAUUCUGUUUUCAGUAAUAUAGGACAUCCAGUGGCUUGUGCGGCUGGUUCGUCCAUUGCUGGCAAUGGCACAAUGGCUUCCUAA